AUGGUGAUGAAUACAACCGGCAACCAGCCUCUCCAUUCACAUGCUGGACUUGUGAUAAUCUCUUUGAUUGUUGCUGCCAUAAUCACAGUAACAGUGGUUGGCAACAUCUUUGUGAUCCUAGCUUAUUGUCGAGAUCCACGCAUACGUGAGAAAGUGGCCAAUCUCUUAAUCUUAAAUCUCGCCAUUACGGAUUUGAUUGUCGGUGUCUUCAGCCUGAUCUUCAAUUUCUCAAGGUUUAUUCAUAGGUUCUGGCCGUAUGGUGAGAUCGUCUGCAAAUUAUGGACCAUCCUGGACUUCACAGUGUGUUGGAUGUCCAUUAUCACCAUCGUCCUGAUCAGCUGGGAUCGCUACACUCUAGUCAGGUUAGGCAUUGGAUAUAAAGCCUACCAGACGAAGAAACGUGUAGGUCUUAUCCUCAUCUCCUGUUGGAUUAUCGUGGUUAUCUACUGGUCCUUGAUUGCGUUCACCUGGGGUCCUAUCAAGGGAAUGAAAGCAAUUCAUUAUGAUACAACCUGCAGAAUGGAAUUUAAUUACACACGUUUUGCGCCUCUAUUCAUCAAUUUAAUUCCAUUUAGCAUCUUACUUUCCAUUGCGAUCGUAAUGAAUGUUUCCGUAUACAUCAACAUCUACAAUAGAUCGAAGGGUAUCAACUCUCCAUACAGCAACAGAAAGCCUCCAACCCAACCCAUUGAACAGUGUACCACUGAAUCCUCCUGUCGUUACACGCCUUCUGAAGGAUCGGCAUUCCUUGAACAGGCCGACGAAGUAAAGCCUCCAAACACCAUGAAAGCAACCAAUGAACCGGUCGGGUCUAGACCGGAAAGACGGGUGCCUGACUACAGUGAAAUAGCAAGAAGUAUGAAAAAGGAGAAAAUGACACUCGCAAGGCAUCGGAAAGCAGCCAUCGUUUUGACCAUACUCACUGGAUGUUUUACUCUAUUCUGGUUACCAUACAAGAUCAUGACCGUGGUCUUUUCAUUAUGUGGAUCCGACUGCGUUUCCGAUGCCCUUUGGGAGGUCACCGAAGUCUUGGCGUGGUGCAACUCAACCAUUAAUCCAGUCAUAUAUGCCGCUUUCAGCGUGCGCUAUCGUAAGAACUUUCGUUACUUUCUGCAGCUGGACCGAUGCAAAUGCGAUGCAAGAAAGUGA
Strongylocentrotus purpuratus (purple sea urchin) is the source of this 1149-nucleotide messenger RNA. Its product is annotated as muscarinic acetylcholine receptor M4. The record is from RefSeq and is a predicted model, not a curated record. Lineage: Eukaryota; Metazoa; Echinodermata; Echinoidea; Camarodonta; Strongylocentrotidae. The transcript has a single exon. The coding region runs from base 1 to 1149 and encodes 382 amino acids. Gene Ontology annotation, cellular component: membrane. Gene Ontology annotation, molecular function: G protein-coupled receptor activity. Gene Ontology annotation, biological process: adenylate cyclase-activating adrenergic receptor signaling pathway.